Drosophila ficusphila is the source of this 8318-nucleotide messenger RNA. It is a transcript of the gene sev, whose product is annotated as protein sevenless. Gene Ontology annotation, cellular component: signaling receptor complex; membrane. Lineage: Eukaryota; Metazoa; Arthropoda; Insecta; Diptera; Drosophilidae. The transcript is spliced from 13 exons. Gene Ontology annotation, biological process: protein phosphorylation; positive regulation of kinase activity; multicellular organism development. Bases 514 to 8202 code for a protein of 2562 amino acids. The record is from RefSeq and is a predicted model, not a curated record. Gene Ontology annotation, molecular function: ATP binding; protein binding; transmembrane receptor protein tyrosine kinase activity.
UGCGCAGUUCGAAUUGCCCGUAUCGCUCGUAAUUCCAGAUUUCUGCGACAUUUCGCCGAGUGAGUUGCGCUCCGGUUCUCUCGGGUAUUUCUGAAAUACUUAUAUUCACUUAUAGAAGAUCCACUCGAGAUCGAGAUCAGUCUGCAUCGCUUCAGCUCGAUAAGAUUGUAUGAAAUUUGGAUACAUUUUAAUGUCACACUCGAGCUGGCUAAUCGUAUUUUAUUUUAUUUAUUUUUUGUACCGUGUUCGCUGUGUGCGUGUGAAGUAGCUGUUGAAUCAACUGCUGCAACAAUAAAAUGCAAUUAAGCUGCUCAAAUCAACAAUAAAUUGAAUUAAACCGCGUCAACUGCGCUUAACAACUUUAACAACCGAGCCGAGCAAAAUGUGGUUUCAGUUGCGAUCAAAUGCGGCGCAAAAUGUAAAUACGACCAAAGAACCAACAAAAACCGAGCGAACGAUAGAAAUUAGAAGCAAAAAAAACUCGGGUGAAGGUCGCGUUUGCUUCCCGCUCCGAUGACCAUGUUUUGGCACCAAAAUGUGGAUCAGCAGCCGGAGGAGCAGAGCAAACAGCAGAGGAGUUCCACUCCCACGAGGAGAUUGAACAUCAGCUUCAAUGUGAAGAUCGCUGUGAAUGUGAACACCAAGAUGUCCACGACGCACAUAAAUCAGCAGGCAUCCAAUAGCGCCACCUCCCCCUCCUCCUCCUCCUCUUUCCCCUCUUCCUCCUCCUCUUCGGGAUCAGGGUCACCUGGAAAGAUCGUGGUCCACCAGCAGAGCGGCUCCUUCGAUCUCCGCCAGCAGUUGGCUCGCUUGGGUCGCCAGUUGACCAGCGGCCAGGAUGGACACGGUGGCAUCUCCACACUCCUGAUCGUGAAUCUCCUCCUGCUGAUCCUGCUCUCCAUCUGCUGCGAUGUCUGCCGCUCGGCCAACUACUCGGUGCCCCAGAGUCCCGAGCCUGCGAUCAAGGAUCAGCUUGGCUUGCUGCGACCCAAGUUGGACAGCGAUGUGGUUGAGAAGGUGGCCAUUUGGCACAAGCACGCCGCCGCCUCCCCGCCCAGCGUCGUCGAGGGCGUGGCCAUCAGCAGUGGACCUCGCAUGGCGGAACUCCCUCCUCCCCCCGCUAAUCCGCCGGAGGAGCAUCGCGGCAUCGACGAGCGGGUCGUCCUCGAACGGGUCACCAGGGAUUGUGUCCAGCGGUGCAUUGUGGAGGAGGAUCUGUUUCUGGACGAGUUCGGGAUUCAGUGCGAGAAGGCGGACAACAGUGAGAAGUGCUACAAAACACGAUGCACCAAGGGCUGUGCCCAGUGGUAUCGCGCCCUGAAGGAGCUGGAACCCUGCCAGGAGGCCUGCUUGUCGCUGCAGUUCUACCCAUUCGACCUGCCCUGCAUCGGCGCCUGCGAGAUGGCCCAGCGGGACUACUGGCACCUGCAGCGGAUGGCCAUCAGCGGACUGGUGGAGCGGACCCAGCCGCAGCUGGAGCGAGCUCCCCGUGCCGAUGGCCAGACCACGCCGCUCACCAUCCGCUGGGCGAUGCACUUCCCGGAGCACUACCUCGCCAGCCGGCCCUUCAACAUCCAGUACCAGUUCGUGGACCACCACGGAGGGGAUCAGGACCUGGAGCAGGAGCAGGAGCAGGAGCGGGAGCAGGAGUCGGAUCCCGACCAGGAAUCCUCUGGCAGCGCCUGGUUCAACCUCGCGGACUACGAUUGCAACGAGUACUACGUGUGCGAGAUACUGGAGACCCUCGUACCCUACACUCAGUACAGGUUCCGCUUUGAGUUGCCCUUUGGCGAGAAUAGUGACGAAGUACUCUACUCCCCGGCCACGCCCGCCUACCAAACUCCCCCUGAAGGGGCGCCCAUUUCGGCUCCUGUGAUCGAGCACUUACUGGGCUUGGACGACAGCCACCUGGCAGUCCAUUGGCAUCCGGGCCGAUUCACCAACGGACCCGUCGAAGGAUACCGCCUGCGACUGAGCUCCGCCAAGGGAAACCGCUCAACCGAGCAGCUGGUUCCAGCGGGGCGAGGAAGCUUCAUAUUUGCCCAGCUGGAACCGGGGACCAACUUCACCCUCGAGCUGACGAUGAUCAACAAGCAGGGCGAGGGUCCUGCGGCCAAGGGCUUUGUGGCCACACUCGCCUCCCGGAACGAGAAGCCGGUGAAGGAUCUGACCGAGGGAGUCCUGCUGGCCGGUCGGAGGGCUGUGAUGUGGCAGUCCCUGGAGCCAGCCGGCGAGAGCUCCAUGAUCUACCAGUCGCAGGAGGAGCUGGCUGACGUGGCCUGGUCGCAGCAGGAGCAGCGGUUGUGGCUGCUCAACGUCCACGGCGAGUUGCGCAGUUUGAAGUUCGAGUCGGGACAGAUGGUAAGUCCCGCGGAGAAAGUGUCUCUGGAGCUGGGAAACCUGACCAUCAGAGGGUGGACACCCAGAAGGCUGAGCUUCGACUGGCUGCGCCACCGACUGUACUUCGCCAUGGAGUCGCUGGAUGGAGCCCUGCAGAGGUUCCAGAUCAUCAGCACCGACUUGGAGGGAGGAUCGGCCGAGGAGGCGGGGGAGCCGCUGGAUCUGCCAGUGGAGCAGCUGGAGGUGGACGCUCUGAACGGCUGGCUCUUCUGGAGGAACGAGGAGUCCCUGUGGCGCCAGGAUCUGCACGGUCGCCUGCGCUAUCGCCUGGUGAAGAUCAGGCAGCCUGGAUGGUUUACAGUUCGUCCGCAGAACUUCCUCAUCCGACUGAUGCUUCCCCAGGAGGAUCGCUUCCUGGAGCUGAGUUACGAUGGGGGAUUCAGGCAGCCCCUUCCUCUGCCACAGAAUCCCAGUGGAUCCUCCGCCUGGCGAACCUUCGCCCUGCUUGGCCGCCACCUGCUGCUCCCCUCCGCCAGCCAGCUGAUCCUGGUGGAACCGAACUCCGGUGGCCAGGGAGCCAGCGCCUCGUGGCCACUGCGCCACCUGCCCGACUGCUGGGCGCUGAUCCUCCUGGUGGCCGAUGGCCAACCACUCACCAGUGCCGCUGGCAGGCCCCAGGAGCUGAGGGCACUGCUGGGAUCCCAGGCGGCGGAGAUCUCCUGGCGGGAACCGGAGCGCAAUCCUUACCAAUCCGCGGACGCCGCCCGCAACUGGAGCUACGAGCUGGAGGUGCUCGAUGUGGCCAGCCAGAGCGCCUUCAGCAUCCGCAACAUCCGCGGACCCUUCUUCGGCCUGCAGCGCCUCCAGCCGGACAAUCCCUACCAGCUGCGCGUGCGGGCCAUCCACGCUGACGGAUCUCCGGGGGAUUGGACGAACCCGCUCGCCGCCCGCACCUGGCCACUCGGUCCGCACCGCCUUCGCUGGUCCAGCGGGCGGGGUGACCUCCUCCUCACCGACGAGCUGGGAGGCCUUCUCCUCCAGGAGAAGGAGGUAAAGCAGCUGGAAGCACUUCCCGGACCGCUGGCCAUGGUUAAUGGCAGUGUGGGUUACUACGUGGGCGGACGGGGAAUGCUGCACUGCAUCCAACUGGGCCACGGCGGGGGAAGCUGCCCCUGGACGGAGCCCAUCAGCCAUGUGGGCGCGGUGGCGUACGAUUGGCGCGGGGCGAGGAUCUACUGGACGGAUCUGGCCAGGAGCUGCGUGGUGCGCAUGGAUCCCUGGUCGGGUCGCCGGGAACUGCUGCCCGUCUUCGAGGCCCGCUCCCUGGCGCUGGAUCCCCGGCAGGGGCACCUCUACUACUCGACGGGGUCGCAGCUGAAGCGACAUGGACCCUCGCCGGAGGAGCAGGUCACCCUCUACCGCGUCGAUGGACUGGAGGGCAGCAUCACCUCCUUCGCGCUGGACACCCAGCAGGAGCAGCUCUACUGGCUGGUGGUGGGGGCAGCCGAGCUGCGCCUCUACCGCUCCUCCUUCUCCGAGGGCGGGGAGGCACCACAGCUGCUCCACAAGGCGAACAAGGGUCUCCCGGUGGUGCCGCACAGCCUGCAGCUCCUCCGACCGCUGGGCGCACUGCUCUGGCUGGAAAGGAGUGGCAGUCGCGCGAGGUUGCUCCGCCUGGCAGCGCCGCAGGAUGUGAUGGAGUUACCCGCUCCCAAGGAAGUGGCUCCCGCUUCCGCCCUCCAGCUCCUCGAUCCGCAACCAGUGCCGCCUCCAGAUCCGGAUGUGGCUCCAUUAGCCGUUGCUCCCGACUCCGUGCGAUUGGACGAUGGCCACUGGGACGACUUCCACGUGCGCUGGCAGCCAUCGACGGCCGGCGGCAACCAGAGCGUCUCGUACCGCCUGCUCCUCGAAUUCGGCCAGCGGCUGCAAACCCUCGAGCUGAGCACCCCCUUCGCCCGACUCACCCAGCUCCCGCAGGCGCAGCUCCGGCUGAGGAUCAGCAUCACGCCGCGCACCGCCUGGCGCACUGGAGCCACCACCCGCGUCCAGCUGACCACUCCUGCGGCGGCACCUUCGCAGCCGCGCCGCCUGCGCGUCUUCGUGGAGCGGAUGGCCAGCGCCCUCGGCGGCUUGAAUGUGAGCGCCCUGCUCCGCUGGGAUGCCCCCGAGCAGGAGCAGGCGCUGGAGUACCACAUCAGCUGCUGGCUGGGCUCGGAACUCCAGUCGGAGCUGCGGCGCAACCAGAGCGCCUUGGAGGCACGCGUGGAGCGGCUGCAGCCGGACCGCACCUACCGCUUCCAGGUGGAGGCACGAGUGGCCGCCACGGGUGCGCCGGCCGGUGCCGCCAGCCACGCCCUCCACGUGGCGCCGGAAGUGCAGGCGGUGCCGCGACUGCUCUACGCCAACGCGGAGUUCAUCGGCGAACUCGACCUGGACACGCGCAGUCGCCGCCGGCUGGUGCACACCGCCAGUCCCGUCGAGCAUUUGGCGGCCAUCGAGAGCGAGCGGCGGCUUCUCUGGGUCAACGAGCACGUCGAGCUGCUCACCCACGUCCCGGGCACGGCGCCCGCCAAGCUGGCCAGGAUGCGGGCAGAGGUGCUGGCCCUGGCCGUCGACUGGAUCCAGCGGAUGGUCUACUGGGCGGAGCUGGAUGCUGCCGUGCCUCCGGCGGCCACCUCGGCGGUGAUCCACCGGCUGGACCUGUGCCGCUUCGAGGGGAAGAUCCUGCAAGGAGAGCGCGUGUGGAGCACGGCGAGGGGUCGCCUCCUCCGUGAUCUGGUGGCCCUACCCCAAGCGGGAGCUCUCGUCUGGCUGGAAUUCGAGCAGGGAGCACCGCGGAACGGAUCCCUGCGGGGCAGGAACCUCACCGAUGGCGCCGCCCUGGAGUUCACCACCCUCCAGCCUCUGGUUCGCCUGCACGCCGGGAGCCUGGAGCCCGGAGCGGAGACGCUCAACCUGGUGGACCAGCAGGGCAAACUGUGCGUCUACGACGUGGCCCGCCAGCUGUGCACGACCAGUGCCUUGAGGACCCAGCUGGGAUCGCUGGGCGAGGAUUCGCUGGCCCAGGAUUCCGGCUACCUGUACACCCAGCACAACUGGAGCAUCCGUGCCUUUGGCCGCCGGCGCCAGCAGCUGGAGUACACGGUGGAGCUGGAGCCGGAGGAGGUGCGUCUGCUGCUGGCGCACAACUACCAGGCCUAUCCGCCCAGGAGCUGCCUGCUCCUUCCGCCGGCGGCGGAUGAGUCCCAACUGCCCACCGUUGACUGCGAGGAGCGGAGCUGCCAGCUCCAGUUGCCUUUGGUCCAGGCCUCCGAGGAUUGUGCGCUGCCUGUUCCGGGUGGGCGCUACCAGCUGAACCUCACCCUGGCCCAGGAGCAGGACGAACUGCCUCUGGCCCAGUGGGUGCUCUCUGCCGGGGAAUCCCUCAACAUGACCGACCUGCUGCCCUUCACCAAGUAUCGCUUGAAGAGCAGCCUGAGCAGCUACUACCAAAGGAAGCUGGGGCUGCCCGUCCUGAUCCCGCCUCCUCUGGAGUUCCGCACCGCCCCCGCCACGCCCUCCGCCCCGCGGAACUUCAGCGUCCGCGUGCUGAGUCCCCGCGAACUGGAGGUCAGCUGGCUGCCGCCGGAGCAGCUGCGCAGCGAGGGAGUCUACUACACGCUCCACUGGCAGCGGGAGUCGGACGGCGAGCAGGAGGAGGGCGUCCAGCGGGAGCAGCAGCCGCAGGAGCGGCGCAUCGAGGCGGCCGGAAGCCACCGGCUCACCGGAGUGAAGCCCGGAUCCGGCUACCUCCUGUGGGUGCGGGCCCAUGCCACGCCCACCAAGAGCAACAGCAGCGGACGGGUGCACGUGCGCAGCUUCGCCGAGCUGCCGGAGCUGCAGCUUCUCGAGCUGGGACCCUACUCGCUGAGUCUCACCUGGGCGGGCACGCCGGAUCCGCUCGGUUCGCUGCAGCUGGAGUGCCGCUCGCCGGGGGAGCAGCUGCGUCGCAAUGUGGCCGGGAACCACACGCGGAUGGUGCUGGAGCCGCUGCAGCCGCGCACCCGCUACCAGUGCCGGCUGCUCCUGGGAUACGCGGCCACGCCGGGAGCUCCACUGUACCACGGCGCCGCCGAGGUGUACGAAACCCUGGGCGAUGCUCCCGGCCAGCCGGGCAGGCCGCAGCUGGAGCACAUCGCCGAGGAGGUGUUCCGGGUCACAUGGACACCGGCCCGCGGGAACGGGGCACCCAUUGCUCUCUACAACCUGGAGGCUCUGCAGGCGAGGAGCAACAUCCGCCGGAGGAGGAGAAGGAGGCGGAGGGCUAGCGGAUCCCUGAUGGAGCUGCCGUGGGCCGAGGAGCCGGCGGUGGUGGAGGACCAGUGGCUGGACUUCUGCAACACCACCGAGCUGAGCUGCAUUGUGCGGAGCCUCCAUUCCAGUCGGCUGCUCCUCUUCCGGGUGCGGGCAAGGAGCCUGGAGCACGGAUGGGGUCCCUACAGCGAGGAGAGCGAGCGCGUGGCGGAGCCCUUCGUUUCGCCGGAGAAGCGCGGCUCCCUCGUCCUGGCCAUCAUCGCCCCGGCGGCCAUCGUCUCCAGCUGCGUCCUGGCGCUCGUCCUUGUGCGGAAAGUUCAGAAGCGACGGCUGCGGGCCAAGAAGCUGCUCCAGCAGAGCCGUCCCAGCAUCUGGAGCAACCUGUCCACUCUGCAGACGCAACAGCAGCUGAUGGCUGCCCGGAACCGGGCCUUCUCCACCACACUAAGUGACGCGGACAUCGCCCUGCUGCCCCAGAUAAACUGGAGCCAGCUGAAGCUGCUGAGGUUCCUGGGCAGCGGAGCCUUCGGCGAGGUGUACGAGGGUCAGUUGCAGACGGAGGACUCCGGGGAGCCCCAGCGAGUGGCCAUCAAGAGCUUGCGGAAAGGAGCCAGCGAAUUCGCCGAGUUGCUGCAGGAAGCGCAGCUGAUGAGCAACUUCAAGCACGAGAACAUCGUCUGCCUGGUGGGAAUCUGCUUCGACACGGAGUCCAUCUCCCUGAUCAUGGAGCACAUGGAGGCCGGCGACCUGCUCAGCUACCUCCGCAACGCUCGGAACACCAGCACUCAGGAACAGCAGCCCGCGGCGGGACUCUCGCUCUCCGAACUCCUGGCCAUGUGCAUCGACGUGGCGAAUGGGUGCAGCUACCUGGAGGACAUGCACUUCGUGCACCGGGAUCUGGCCUGCCGGAACUGCCUGGUCACGGAGUCAUCGGGCGGAGCGGACAGGCGGCGAACGGUUAAGAUCGGGGACUUCGGAUUGGCGAGGGACAUCUACAAGAGCGACUACUACCGCAAGGAGGGCGAGGGGCUGCUCCCGGUGAGGUGGAUGUCUCCGGAGAGCCUCGUCGACGGACUCUUCACCACGCAGUCGGACGUGUGGGCCUUCGGGGUCCUCUGCUGGGAGAUCCUCACCCUCGGCCAGCAGCCCUACGCGGCCAGGAACAACUUCGAGGUGCUCACCCACGUCAAGGAGGGCGGACGCCUCCAGCAGCCGCCCAUGUGCCCCGAAAAGCUGUACUCACUUCUCCUGCUUUGUUGGCGAACGGACCCGUGGGAGCGGCCCAGUUUCCGGCGGUGCUACAACAAUCUGCACGCCAUCAGCACGGAUCUCCGGCGGAGUCAGAUGGCCUCCAGUCCGGUGGACUCCGGAGGAAUCUCCAAGCCGGAGUUCAAGGUGCGGUUCGAUGGGCAGCUGAAGGAGGAGAAGGAAAAGGAGAAGGAGAAGGAUAAGGAGAAGGGACUCCUGGAGUCCGAGAAUCUCUCGCUGCGGGAAGUGAGCGGCGGUGGCGAAUCCCCUUCGCUGAAGGAAAAACAACUCUAUGCCAACGAGGGCGUCUCCCGACUUUGAGGGACAGUCCCUCACCCUUCACAAAUGACGUCUCAAACUAGCUUUCCAUUAAUCUAAGCCUAACAUUAAUUUCUACUUGUGUAAUAAAAUAUAAAAUAGUCCAUGAGGAAUCGCAA